Nestor notabilis (Kea) is the source of this 252-nucleotide messenger RNA. RefSeq names its product prefoldin subunit 4 (gene PFDN4). The transcript has 2 exons. The record is from RefSeq and is a predicted model, not a curated record. Gene Ontology annotation, cellular component: prefoldin complex; cytoplasm. Gene Ontology annotation, biological process: protein folding. The annotation marks the transcript as partial. Lineage: Eukaryota; Metazoa; Chordata; Aves; Psittaciformes; Psittacidae.
GCUGCAGAAGAUGUCAAUGUUACUUUUGAAGAUCAACAGAAAAUUAACAAGUUUGCAAGAAAUACUAGCAGGAUCACAGAGCUGAAAGAAGAAAUAGAAGUGAAAAAGAAACAACUUCAGAACUUGGAAGAUGCUUGUGAUGAUAUCAUGAUGCUUGAUGAUGGUGACUCGUUACUGAUACCUUACCAAAUUGGAGAUGUUUUCAUUAGUCAUUCCCAAGAAGAGACACAAGAGAUGCUGGAGGAGGCAAAG